Molecule: messenger RNA, 4156 nt
Organism: Micropterus dolomieu (smallmouth bass)
Lineage: Eukaryota; Metazoa; Chordata; Actinopteri; Centrarchiformes; Centrarchidae
Gene: dhx36
Product: DEAH (Asp-Glu-Ala-His) box polypeptide 36
Exons: 26
Coding region: 278-3481 (1067 amino acids)
Cellular component (GO): cytoplasm; nucleus; intracellular anatomical structure
Molecular function (GO): G-quadruplex RNA binding; ATP binding; DNA helicase activity
Source: RefSeq, a predicted model, not a curated record
CUGUGCGACUUUCCGGAUGGAAAUGAGAAAGCUGCAGCAGCACCACCUGAAUGUAUCUGUUUUAUGAGUUAAUUACUUCGUGGGCCACGAUUUAAGUAUCACAUGCAGCUAUCCAGAAACCAGCUGUCACGAGCUACGGGAGUGUAACCUAAUCUAGUAUCUUUAACUGAAGCCUCUGGUCCACGAAUCCGUCCAGCACGUCUAGUGUAACGUUACCGGUUGACGGAUAUUCUGACAGAGUUUGGUGUCACCACCACCGCUUGUUUCUGACGGGGAGAUGAGUUAUGGAUAUGGCGGUGGGGGUGGGAGAGGCAGGAGAGGAGGUCGAGGGUACAGGGAUGGAAGCAAAGAAAGAUGGGACAGGGGAGGUGGAGGAGGCUCGAGAGGACAGAGUUCCGACUUUGACCAGGACCGAGGAGGAGGUGGACAGCGGGACCGUCCUCCUCCACACCUAAAGGGCCGUGAGAUAGGUCUGUGGUACGCAAGAUACGGAGCCGUGAGGAGGAAACAGGCUGACCGGAGAUCGCGGGCAGUGGUCCAGAUGGAUGAAGCCAGAGAGCAGCACAUUACCAAGCUGCUUAACUCGGUCCAAAAUGAUCAGCCAGAUCCAUGGAGAGACGGCAGGGAUGCAAGAGCUUCUACAUCUGGAAACAGGUCGACAUCUGCCAAUAGAGGUGGUCAUUGUUACUUUGAUGGGGAUGAACCUGAAGAGGAUAAACAGAAGAUCGAGGUCAAAUCUGUGGAAGAGGAGGAAACCAUUAGUCCGGGCCAGGAGAAAGCAAUUCACAAAUCUCAACGUUACUUCUCUCCAGCAGUUGCUAAAGAUGAGCCUCCAGACACAUGGGAUGAAGAGGAGCAGCAGGAGGAGGGGAAAGAGAAACUGAGAAAGACAGACAAGGAUCUUGAGUUCUUAUUUCAGGAAGUAGUCAGAGACAGUUCAUUGGAUGACUCCUUAAAGAGAGAUCUGCGGAGCAAGAAAUCAGAUCCAAAGUACAAAGAAAUGUUGAAAUUCAGGGAAAAACUACCAUCUUAUGGGAAAAAAGAGGAGCUGGUGGAGCUGAUCAACUCGAACCGUGUCGUGGUGGUGAGUGGAGAAACGGGGUGUGGAAAGACCACUCAGGUCACCCAAUUCAUCCUAGAUGACUAUAUCAACAGAGGCAUGGGCUCGAUGUGUCGGGUGGUCUGCACGCAGCCUCGUCGCAUCAGUGCCAUCUCAGUAGCAGAGCGUGUAGCAUCAGAGAGGGCAGAAAGUGUGGGGAAUGGAAAUUCUUGUGGUUACCAAAUCCGCCUGCAGAGCCGGUUACCACGGAGACAAGGUUCGGUCCUGUAUUGCACAACAGGCAUUAUUCUUCAGUGGCUUCGCUCAGACCCAUUUUUGUCCAGUAUAAGCCACCUGGUGCUGGACGAGAUCCAUGAGAGGAACCUGCAAUCUGAUGUUUUGCUCGUCAUUGUGAAGGACCUACUCAACCUCCGAGAUGACCUCAAGGUCAUCCUCAUGAGUGCCACGCUCAACGCAGAGAAGUUUUCAAGAUAUUUUGACAAUUGUCCAAUGAUCCACAUCCCUGGUUUGACUUUCCCAGUGGAAGAGUUCCUCCUUGAGGACAUUGUGGAGAUGACCAGGUAUCGUCCCCAGAAUCCGGACCGUCGGCCCUCGUGGAAAAGAGGCUUUUUGCAAGGGCGCAACUCCAGACCUGAGAAGGAGGAGAAAGAGGCUGAAUACAAGGAGAGCUGGCCUUGUUAUGCACGCACACUGCAGGGCAGAUACUCUGACAACACCAUUGAGGUACUAGAGAUGUUGGACAAUGAUGAGAAGAUUGACCUGGAGCUGAUCCUGGCACUGAUUCGCCAUAUUGUGCUUAAGGAUGAGGAAGGAGCAAUCUUGGUCUUCCUGCCUGGCUGGGACAACAUCAGCAGUCUCAAUGACCUGCUCAUGGCUCAGCAGAUGUUCCGAUCAGACCGGUUCGUUAUCAUCCCUUUGCACUCCCUCAUGCCUACCGUUAAUCAGACGCAGGUGUUCAAAAGGCCUCCUCCUGGAGUUAGAAAGAUUGUGAUUGCUACCAAUAUAGCUGAGACCAGCAUCACCAUAGAUGAUGUUGUUUAUGUGAUAGAUGGAGGCAAGAUUAAGGAGACCAACUUUGACACCAACAACAACAUCAGCACUAUGACAGCAGAGUGGGUUAGCCUGGCCAAUGCCAAACAGAGGAAAGGACGUGCCGGCAGAGUGCGUCCAGGGAAGUGCUAUCAUCUGUACAACGGUCUCAGGGCCAGCCUGCUGGAUGCCUAUCAAUUACCUGAAAUCAUGAGGACACCACUGGAGGAGCUCUGCCUGCAGAUCAAGAUACUGAAGCUUGGGUUUAUAGCUCAUUUCCUGGAGAAGGCCCUGGACCCUCCCUCUGAAAAGGCCGUUAACCUGGCCAUCAAGAACCUCAUAGACCUGAACGCCCUGGACCGUGCCGAGAAUCUGACCGCUCUGGGUGUCCACCUGGCUCGUCUGCCUGUGGAGCCUCACAUUGGCAAACUCAUCCUUUUUGGGGCUCUGCUGGGCUGCCUCGACCCAGUACUCACCAUUGCUGCUUCACUCAGCUUCAAAGACCCCUUCUUCAUACCCCUGGGUAAAGAGAAGAUGGCAGACAUGAGAAGAAAGGUCCUUUCUAGAAACUCCAAGAGUGACCACCUCACUAUUGUCAAUGCCUUCCAGGGCUGGGAAGAAGCAAAACAGCGAGGUGCCAGGUAUGAGAGGGAGUACUGCUGGGACAACUUCUUGUCUGCCAAUACACUCCAGAUGCUGCACAACAUGAAGGGUCAGUUUGCUGAGCAUCUAAUGCAUGCAGGCUUUGUCAGCAGCAGGGACCCCAAAGACCCCAAAUCUAACGUCAACUCGGACAAUGAGAAGUUAAUCAAGGCGGUGAUUGUAGCUGGUCUGUACCCAAAGGUGGCCAUGAUCAGACCAUCUCAUAGCAAAAAGAGGCCAGGGGUUAAAGUGUACACCCAGGCUGACGGAAAGGUGUGUAUCCACCCAAAAUCUGUCAAUGCUGAAGAGACAGAGUUCAACUAUACAUGGCUCAUCUACCACCUCAAGAUGAGAACAAGCAGCAUCUUCCUGUACGAUUGCACCGAGGUGUCCCCGUUCUCACUGCUGUUCUUUGGAGGAGACAUCACAAUCCAGAAAGACGAAGACCAGGAGACUAUCGCAGUGGACCAGUGGAUCGUCUUCAGAUCCCCAGCACGCAUCGCUCACCUUGUCAAGAGUUUAAAGAAAGAGUUGGAUUCUCUGCUGGAGGAGAAAAUUCGUAACCCUGCUCCUGUGGACUGGCAAAACCGUCAGUCUAAAGACUGUGCUGUCAUCACAGCCAUCAUAGACCUCAUCACCACCCAGGAGAAGCCUACAGGCAGCACUAAGGGCUAUGGCAGAACAUGGGAGUCUGCCCCAAGAGGACGACACAUGUACUUCAAUGAUGACGAAGACGACGACGAUGAUUAGAAAUGGCCAGGUUUUUUGCUGGCAAUGAAAAGAAGAGCCUCUGACUUCUGACUCUGAAUCCUUGGACACAGAGGUUAGUUGGGGUAUUUACGAUAACCAGCUGGCCUCCUUGAUAGUGCUCCUGAAGGACAAACCCAGGACCCAAGAGCCCUGGAAAAUGUUAUACACUUGAAUGAAUGAUUUUUUUUUUUUGCCUAUUCGAUCAUUAUUUUGCAAGGACCAAUCCAUGUUCAAAUAAACUCCGUCGCUGUUUAGUUUAGUUUGCACAUUACUGGUUUGGAUACAUCUUGCUCUUGUUUGAGCAAUGUCACGUAAUGGACUGUGCAAUAAAAGGAUGUAGCAUGAAACGUCUAGCUCACUGAAAUUCCAAAUGUUACAUGAAUAAAAGUGGAGUAAUUUUAUUUGGUCUAUCUAGCAGAGGUCCCUAGGGAAAAGAGAUGUCAUAUUUGAUCAUUGAGAAUACAUGACAGGCCCCAAGCAAUUAAGCUUUUAUUUAUAGUGGCUGAUUAAAAUAUAAGGUUGAAUAACCAAGUUUCUGCAAUAUAAAUCUGUAUUUUUGGAAAACAUACAUGUUACAGUUCAGGCUGUUUUACAUAUUUACAUGUACAUCGAUGAUUUACAAUAGUUACAGGAAGUGCAGGAAGUGAUUGAAAUAAAGAUCAGUUCAUGCUUGGA